UAAUUAUUUUUGACUGGGCAACCGUACGAGAAUUAAAUUACCAAAUCCACCAUCUCUCUGGCGCCCAAUUCGCCUCCUCUAUCGUCUCCUCCGAUUCUCUCCUUCUCAUUCUUAAAAAUUUCUUUUAUUAUACUGCUUGUCGAUCGAUCUGUCCCUCACAUUGAUGAACCAAUCGUCAUAAUCAGUGGAGAUUUGCAUCUGAUUGGUUCUUUCAUUAUUUCUUGGAGUUCAUCUGAGUUUUUUAAUAGUCGUUGCUGAUAAUUUCCGAGAGAGAAUCUUAUUUUUAACGAAAAGACAGCCUCAUAGGUUUUUAUAGCAAAUAAGCUAAUGGAAGAAGAAGAAAAAAAAAGAAAGAAGGGAGAAGAAAUUUCUAGGCAGGCCUCAGAUGACCUCAAAGGCGUUAAUGUUGUAGAAGGUCAAGUAGAAACAUCUAGUCGAGAUAAUACUAAUGUCACCGGUGGUGAAACAAAAAUGGUAAGUGAUAAUGUACUUUUGCAAGGUGCUGAUCCUGUGACUACAUUUGAUGAAGACCAGUUUGAGCAAGUUUCUUUGAAAGAUCAAGAUAAUGGGAGAAUGCUGUCCUCUGGGACUGAAGAAGCUUCUCAAAAUUUGUCCUCAACAUAUGGGGGUGAGUAUGAUUCAUCCCCUGUUGUUGGAACUUGGCAUGAUCGUACAAUUUCGAGUCCUGGACAGAGAGAACCAGGUUGUGCUAUUAAGCAGUCAAACUCAUCAACAAGUCUUGAUUCUUUCUAUGGGGAUGCUGGAUGCUCUCCCAUUGGUUCCCCACCAAAACCAAAGCCUAAAGCUGUGAUGCCAAAUGUUUCGCCAGAGUUACUGCAUUUAGUUGAUUCUGCUAUUAUGGGGAAGCCUGAAAGUUUAGACAAGCUUAAGAAUAUUGUGAGUGGUGUUGAGAGUUUUGGAACUGGGGAGGAAGCUGAGAGCAUUGCUUAUUUGGUUGUUGAUUCUCUUCUUGCCACAAUGGGGGGUGUAGAAAGUUUUGAAGAGGAUGGGGAUCACAAUCCUCCCAGUGUGAUGUUAAACUCUCGGGCUGCCAUUGUGGCAGGUGAUCUUAUUUCUUCGCUUCCUUGGGAUGGUGAUAGUGUAGUAUUUAUGUCCCCGAGGACGAGAAUGGUUAGGGGUUUGCUUGCCAUAUUGCGAGCUUGCACAAGGAACAGGGCAAUGUGCUCUAUGGCUGGCUUGUUAGGAGUUCUUUUGAAGUCAGCAGAGAAGAUUUUUACUCGGGAUGUUGAUUCAACUGAGCAGCCAAGAUGGGACGGAACUCCUUUAUGCUACUGCAUCCAGUAUCUUGCUGGACAUUCACUUACUGUGAUUGAUUUGCAUGUAUGGUUUCAGGUCAUUACAAGAACACUUACUACCAAAUGGGCUACUUGCCUUAUGCUCUCAUUAGAGAAGGCAAUUGCUGGAAAGGAGUCAAGGGGACCAGCGUGCACUUUUGAGUUUGAUGGUGAGAGCUCAGGCUUGCUUGGCCCAGGGGAGAGUCGUUGGCCAUUUGGCAAUGGCUAUGCAUUUGCAACAUGGAUCUACAUUGAAUCAUUUGCGGACACAUUAAAUGCAGCAACUGCUGCUGCUGCAAUUGCUGCUGCUGCUGCUGCUAAAUCUGGAAAAUCCUCAGCCAUGUCAGCUGCAGCAGCUGCCAGUGCCCUUGCUGGUGAAGGCACAACACACAUGCCACGCUUGUUUAGUUUCUUAUCUGCUGAUAAUCAGGGCGUAGAGGCUUAUUUUCAUGCUCAGUUUUUGGUUGUUGAAAGUGGUAGUGGAAAGGGUAAGAAAGCUUCUUUGCAUUUUACUCAUGCAUUCAAGCCGCAAUGCUGGUACUUUAUUGGUCUUGAGCAUACCUGCAAGCAGGGACUUCUUGGGAAAGCUGAGAGUGAGCUGAGAUUGUAUAUUGAUGGAUCCUUGUAUGAAAGUCGUCCUUUUGAGUUCCCUCGUAUUUCCAAGCCACUUGCAUUUUGCUGCAUUGGGACAAAUCCUCCUCCUACAAUGGCUGGUUUACAACGUCGGCGCCGUCAAUGCCCCUUAUUUGCAGAGAUGGGUCCUAUUUAUAUUUUUAAGGAGCCAAUUGGCCCUGAAAGGAUGGCAUGUUUGGCUUCUAGAGGAGGGGAUGUGCUGCCUUCUUUUGGACAUGGGGCUGGCCUUCCUUGCCUUGCUAAUUUUGAUCAUGUACAAAGAAUAAAUUGGGAAAGUUCCCUUCUAGAUGCAGAAAUUGGAGGACAUAUUCACCUACUCUAUCACCCUUUACUGCUAAGUGGACGAUUUUGUCCUGAUGCUUCUCCUUCUGGUGCUGCAGGCAUGCUCAGACGACCAGCUGAGGUUCUUGGGCAAGUCCAUGUUGCUACAAGAAUGCGACCUGUGGAGGCUUUGUGGGCGUUGGCUUAUGGAGGCCCCAUGUCUUUGCUUCCUUUUGCUGUUAGCAAUGUGCAUAAGGAUAGCUUGGAACCACAACCGGGGAGCAUUCCAAUAACUUUGGCAACUGCUUCUCUUGCUGCCCCAAUUUUCAGAAUUAUUUCAAUGGCUGUUCAACACCCUGGAAACAAUGAGGAGUUAAGUUGUACCAGAGGACCUGAGGUUUUGUCAAGAAUCUUAAACUAUUUAUUGAAAACUUUGUCUUUGCUUGAUGUUGGAAAUCAUAAUGGUAUAGGAGAUGAGGAACUUGUGGCAGCAGUUGUUUCUCUUUGUCAGUCUCAAAAGAAUAAUAAUACACUUAAAGUGAAGCUUUUUAGUACACUGCUACUUGAUCUUAAAAUUUGGAGCUUGUGCAGCUAUGGACUGCAAAAGAAACUCCUCUCAUCUCUUGCUGACAUGGUUUUCACUGAGUCUUCGGUAAUGCGAGAAGCCAAUGCCAUUCAAAUGCUUCUUGAUGGCUGCCGAAGGUGCUAUUGGACAGUUCGUGAAAAGGAUUCUUUGGACACCUUUUCUCUAGAUGAGGCUACUCGUCCCAUUGGUGAAGUGAAUGCAUUGGUUGAUGAACUAUUGGUGAUAAUUGAACUUCUGAUAGGGGCAACACCUCCUUCAUUAGCUGCUGAUGAUGUUUGUCGAUUGCUUGGAUUCUUGGUUGACUGUCCACAACCCAAUCAGGUUGCUAGGCUGUUGCAUCUGAUCUACAGGCUAGUGGUACAGCCAAAUACUGCUAGAGCUCAAAUGUUUGCUGAGGCAUUCAUAGAAUCUGGUGGGAUAGAAUCACUUCUUGUUCUGCUUCAGAAGGAAGCUAAAGCUGGUGAUGAUCCAGUGUCAGUAACAAAGAAUGAUAAAAACUUGUCAGUACAGGGAACUGAACGAGACUCUGACUGUGGGAAUUUGGAAAGAAGUAAGGAUGAUGAAGUAAGAUCUCCUGAAGAAAGUGGAUUACGAGAGGAAGAUUCUAAAUCUGAGCCCCUUAAUACUGGUACUGUUCCUGUUGCCAUUUCCACUGGCAUUAAAAUUGAAAGAAUGCCAUCUAUUUCUGAAAAUUCUUUCAUGAAGAAUUUGGGUGGUAUAAGUCUUUCGAUUACUGCUGACAAUGCAAGAAAUAAUUUCUACAAUGUUGACAAAAGUGAUGCCGUUGUUGUUGGAAUCAUAGAGCUUUUAGGUGCUUUAAUAUCAUGUGGGCAUCUGAGUUCUCAGGCUCCAUCAGAGAGAACAAGCAAUUUCGCUGGCAUUGGGCUACAUGAUCGAGGCGGUACCAUGUUUGAUGAUAAAGUCUCUCUUCUACUUUUUGCUUUGCAGAAGGCUUUUCAGGCAGCACCAAAUAGGCUUAUGACUGGCAAUGUAUAUACGGCUUUACUUGGUGCCUCGAUUAAUGCUUCCUCAACAGAGGAUGGGCUGAACUUUUAUGAUUCUGGUCACCGCUUUGAACAUUCACAACUUUUGUUGGUUCUUUUGUAUUCACUUCCAUAUGCAUCUAGGGCUUUGCAAAGUCGAGCACUACAGGAUCUUCUGUUUUUGGCUUGCAGUCAUCCAGAAAAUCGAAGUAGUCUGAUUAACAUGGAGGAAUGGCCUGAGUGGAUUCUGGAGAUUCAUAUCUCUAACUAUGAGAUGAGUGCAAGCAAACAGUCUGGUUCACCAAGCUUGGGAGAUAUAGAGGACCUAAUACACAACUUUCUCAGUAUCAUGAUGGAGCAUUCGAUGCGCCAGAAGGAUGGAUGGAAGGAUAUUGAAGCUACAAUUCAUUGUGCAGAAUGGCUUUCUAUUGUGGGUGGAUCUAGCACUGGAGACCAACGGACUAGACGUGAAGCAUCUUUACCAAUAUUUAAAAGAAGGCUCUUGGGAGGCUUGUUGGAUUUUUCUGCCAGAGAACUGCAGGUUCAGACUCAAGUUAUUGCAGCAGCUGCUGCUGGUGUUGCUGCAGAGGGGUUGUCACCAAAAGACGCGAGGGCUGAAGCACAGAAUGCCGCGCAGCUUUCUGUAGCUUUGGUAGAGAAUGCAAUUGUGAUUCUAAUGCUUGUUGAAGAUCAUUUACGGUUACAAAGUAAGCUGUCUUGUGCAUCUUGCAAAAAGGAUGCUUCUCCGUCUCCCCUUUCUGUUGUAGCGCCCUCAAAUAACAGCUCAAGUUUGUCAACAUCAAUUGCUGGAGAAUCGUUAGAAUCUUUGGAUGAUCGAAGAUCAUCCUCUAGUGAAUCUGGUGGACUCCCACUUGAUGUCCUUGCUUCAAUGGCAGAUGCAAAUGGGCAAGUAUCAGCUGCAGUGAUGGAACGGCUUACUGCAGCAGCAGCAGCUGAGCCUUAUAAUUCUGUUUCCUGUGCUUUUGUGUCAUAUGGGAGCUGUGCUAUGGACUUAGCUGACAGUUGGAAAUAUAGAAGCCGACUUUGGUAUGGUGUUGGUCUUCCAGCAAACUUAUCUGAGUUUGGUGGUGGUGGCAGUGGCUGGGAAUCCUGGAAGUCUGCUUUGGAAAAAGAUGCAAAUGGAAGCUGGAUUGAGCUUCCUUUAGUGAAGAAGUCAGUAUCUAUGCUCCAAGCUCUACUUUUAGACGAGACUGGACUUGGUGGUGGCCUUGGUAUCGGUGGAGGUUCAGGUACUGGGAUGGGAGGAAUGGCAGCACUUUACCAGUUAUUGGACAGUGACCAACCUUUUUUAUGCAUGCUUCGGAUGGUGCUUCUUUCAAUGAGAGAAGAGGAUAAUGGUGAAGACAGUAUGCUGAUGAGGAACCUUAAGAUAGAGGAUGAAGCGUCUGAAGGAUUACAUCGGCAAAUGGGCAACAUUGUGUCCUUAGAGAAUAGUGCUCUAAUGUCAGCAGGAAAACCGCGAUCUGCAUUGUUGUGGAGUGUGCUGUCACCUGUUCUAAAUAUGCCAAUUUCUGAUUCCAAGAGACAAAGAGUGUUGGUUGCUUCUUGUGUACUCUAUUCUGAGGUAUUUCUUGCUGUCAGCAGGGACAGAAAGCCACUUCGUAAACAGUAUCUUGAGGCUAUUUUACCACCAUUUGUUGCUAUUUUGAGAAGGUGGAGACCACUUUUAGCUAAAAUUCAUGAACUUGCUACUGCAGAGGGUUUGAAUCCUCUUAUUCAUGAAGAUCGUGCUUUAGCUGCUGAUGCACUGCCUUUGGAGGCUGCUCUUGCUAUGAUCUCUCCACCUUGGGCUGCUGCUUUUGCGUCACCACCUGCAGCGAUGGCAUUGGCAAUGAUUGCCGCUGGUGCUGCCGGUGGGGACACCCCAGCUUCUGUGGCAGCAACCACACAUCUUAAGCGUGACACCUCAUUGCUCGAGCGAAAGACAAACAAGUUAAAACCUUUUUCAAGCUUUCAAAAACCGUUGGAGUCGCCUGACAAAGUACCAUCUCUGCCAAAGGACAGGGCUGCUGCAAAAGCUGCUGCAUUGGCUGCUGCACGUGAUCUUGAACGUAAUGCAAAAAUUGGAUCUGGAAGAGGUCUCAGUGCCGUUGCAAUGGCUACAUCUGCCCAGCGGAGGAAUGCUAGUGAUACAGAGCGUGUAAAAAGAUGGACUAUUUCUGAAGCCAUGGGAGUUGCCUGGAUGGAAUGCCUACAACCUGUUGAUACCAAAUCUGUCUAUGGGAAAGAUUUCAAUGCUCUGUCCUAUAAAUUUAUUGCUGUCUUAGUUGCAAGUUUUGCUUUAGCAAGAAAUAUGCAAAGAUCAGAGAUUGACAGGCGAAGUCAAGUUGAUUUAAUAGCACGGCAUCGUUUAUGCACUGGAAUUCAUGCAUGGCGCAAACUCAUUCAUUCCUUGAUUGAGAUGAAGUGUCUAUUUGGGCCAUUUGGGGAUCAUUUAAGCAACCCGUCACGUGUUUUCUGGAAGCUAGAUUUUAUGGAAAGUUCCUCUAGAAUGAGGCAAUGUCUGCGGCGGAAUUACAUAGGGUCUGAUCAUUUAGGUGCUGCUGCAAAUUAUGAGGAUCAACCUGAGUUGAAACAGGAUCAAAAGAAUGUGAUAAAUUCAUCAACAGCUCCUAUUCUUGCAGCAGAGGUAAUCUCAAUGGAUGUUGUGAAUGAAGAUGAUGAACAGGCAGAAAUUGAUAACUUAGAUGAUAAGUCCUAUGACUUAGAACAUAGUGGGGAGAAUCCAUCGAGAGCAUUUGAAACAGCUGAGCAAACCCUGAAGACAUCAGCAGAGUCUAGCAAUACUGAACCUGCUAGUGAUCCAACUUUGGUUUCAAGUUCAUCACCAGUCGCACCUGGAUAUGUUCCCGGUGAUCUUGACGAAAGAAUUGUUAUUGAGCUUUCUUCAUCUAUGGUUCGACCACUGAGGGUUAUACGAGGAACCUUUCAGGUAACAACUAGGAGAAUAAAUUUCAUAGUUGAUAACACUGAAAGCUUUGAGGAAGGAACAUCUGAUUUGAGACAACAAGAGAAGGAUCGCAGCUGGCCGAUGUCUUCCCUCCAUCAAAUUUAUAGCCGAAGAUAUCUCUUAAGAAGGAGUGCUCUGGAACUGUUCAUGCUUGAUCGAUCGAACUACUUCUUUGAUUUUGGGAGUUCUGAGGGGCGAAGAAAUGCAUAUCGGGCAAUUGUUCAAGCUCUCCCUCCUCAUUUGAACAAUAUUUAUCUUGCAACCCAGAGACCUGAGCAACUUUUGAAGAGGACUCAGCUUAUGGAGCGUUGGGCAAGGUGGGAGAUCAGCAAUUUUGAAUAUCUAAUGCAGCUGAAUACACUGGCUGGGCGUAGUUUUAAUGACAUUACUCAGUAUCCUGUUUUCCCCUGGAUCCUCUCUGAUUAUAGUUCAAAGAGUUUGGAUCUUGCCAAUCCUUCUUGUUACAGAGAUCUUUCAAAGCCUGUUGGAGCAUUAAACCCUGACCGGCUUAAAAAAUUCCAAGAGAGGUAUUCUAGCUUUGAUGAUCCCAUCAUCCCUAAAUUCCAUUAUGGGUCACAUUACUCAAGUGCAGGAACAGUUUUGUAUUAUCUUGUUAGAGUUGAGCCAUUUACAACCCUUUCAAUUCAACUGCAAGGUGGAAAAUUUGAUCAUGCAGACAGGAUGUUUUCAGAUAUUUCUGCUACUUGGAAUGGUGUUCUUGAGGAUAUGAGCGAUGUGAAGGAAUUGGUUCCUGAGCUGUUUUACCUCCCUGAGAUUUUGACCAAUGAAAAUUCAAUCGACUUUGGUACAACACAAUUAGGGGAAAGACUUGAUUCUGUCAGACUUCCUCCUUGGGCCAAAACCCCAAUAGAUUUCAUACAUAAGCAUCGGAUGGCUCUAGAGAGCGAGUAUGUAUCUGCACAUUUGCAUGAAUGGGUUGAUCUUAUAUUUGGGUAUAAGCAACGAGGAAAAGAGGCUAUAUCAUCAAAUAAUGUUUUCUUUUACAUUACUUAUGAAGGAGCAGUUGAUAUUGACAAAAUUAUGGAUCCUGUACAACAGCGUUCUACACAAGAUCAGAUAGCUUAUUUUGGACAAACCCCUUCCCAACUUCUGAAAGUCCCUCACUUGAAGAAGAUGCCUUUAUCAGAUGUUCUUCAUUUGCAGACCAUCUUUCGGAAUCCGAAAGCAGUGAAGCCAUAUGCAGUUCCAGCCCCAGAGCGCUGCAAUCUGCCUGCGGCUGCCAUCCAUGCAUCCUCAGAUGCUGUGGUGAUUGUUGAUAUGAAUGCUCCGGCAGCCCAUGUUGCACAUCACAUCUGGCAGCCUAACACCCCGGAUGGCCAGGGUACACCAUUCCUCUUUCAACAUGGAAAGGCUACAGCAAGCCCUACUGGUGGAACAUUCUUGCGCAUGUUCAAAGGACCAGCUGGUUCUGGUGCUGAUGAGUGGCAUUUCCCCCAGGCACUAGCAUUUGCAUCAUCUGGAAUAAGAAACUCAGCUGUAGUUUCCAUCACACAUGAUAAAGAAAUUAUAACUGGCGGCCAUGUGGAUGGCAGUAUCAAGCUUCUAUCAUCAGAUGGGGCAAAAACAUUAGAAACAGCUACUGGGCACUGUGCACCAGUCACUUGUGUUGCUCUUUCACCUGAUAGCAGCUACCUUGUGACAGGAUCCCGGGACACUACAGUGUUACUUUGGAGAAUACAUAAAGCUUUUGCAGCUCGAACUAGCGGCAUAGCAGAGCCUUCCAGCGUUGCUGGCACACCACCAACCUUAACGAACAGCAACACUCUGGCAAACGUAUUGGCAGAUAAAAGCUGGAGGCAUCGUAUAGAAGGUCCCUUGCAUGUUCUUCGGGGUCACCGCAGGGAAAUACUGUCUUGUUGUGUCAGUUCAGAUCUAGGAAUUGUUGUUUCCUCUUCUGAAUCGUCUGAUGUUUUGCUGCAUUCUGUAAGAAGGGGUCGCUUGAUCAGACGGUUGGUUGGUGUUGAGGCACAUGCUUUGUGUCUUUCAUCUGAGGGGGUUGUAAUGACCUGGAACAAAUUGCAGCACACUCUCAGUACCUAUACCCUGAAUGGUGUUCUAAUUGCCAGAGCAGAAUUUCUUCUCACUGGAAGUAUUGGUUGCAUGGAAAUUUCCAUGGAUGGGCAGAAUGCGUUGAUUGGAGUGAACUCCUUUUCUGCAUGCGACAAGGCGAAUAACAGCCAGUUUUUGAAUUUAAAGCAAACAGAAGAUUCUGAUCUUGAAUCAGAGGAGACUCAGGAUAGCAACAAAUUGGAUAUUCCAUUACCUUCCAUUUGCUUCCUUGAUCUACAUACUCUGAAGGUAUAUCACGUAUUGAAGCUGGGGCAAGGUCAGGAUAUUACAGCUUUUGCUUUGAACAAAGAUAACACAAAUCUUCUGGUGGCAACUGCAGAUAAACAGUUGAUAAUAUUCACAGAUCCAGCUUUGAGCUUGAAGGUGGUGGAUCAAAUGCUCAAGCUUGGUUGGGAAGGCGACGGGCUCAGCCCCCUUAUAAAAUCAUAGUUUUAGGUCAUUGAAUUUCACUAGGUUUUUGAAAGAUGAUUACAGGAGAUACCAAAUAGUAGAUACGAUUAGAACCAAGUACAUGAAGGGCAUGCUGGUGUCCCAGUUUGGACAUCAGUUCAGAUUACUCGGGUUACAGUUUGCAGCUGUCCUUGAGGGUGUAACAUAUGUAUACGAUGAGCAACCUAUGCAUAUUAUUUUGCAUCAUUGAGUGGCAGGCUACCGUAUUCAUCUUGUGGUUGUUCAAUAAAUUUUUAUGGAGUCUGUCUCCAAGUCAGUUUUGUCUAUUAAUUUUUUGACAGAUUAGUAAAUGGAAUAUACAACAGCCAAUUCAUUCCUGUAUCUUUUUUGUAUAUUUUUGUACAUGACUUGAGUGAGCCUAUCAACUUCUCUUUUUAUGCUAUUUAAUGUGGAUUUUGUUGGUUGUUGAGGAUUCCUUUAUCAGAUGUAUUUUAGCAUUUUCUCACGUGUGAAUUGAACCAGAAAAUCAGCUUUUAAGUCAA
Molecule: messenger RNA, 9752 nt
Organism: Mangifera indica (mango)
Lineage: Eukaryota; Viridiplantae; Streptophyta; Magnoliopsida; Sapindales; Anacardiaceae
Product: BEACH domain-containing protein C2
Exons: 33
Coding region: 328-9249 (2973 amino acids)
Molecular function (GO): protein binding
Source: RefSeq, a predicted model, not a curated record